Molecule: messenger RNA, 738 nt
Organism: Drosophila bipectinata
Lineage: Eukaryota; Metazoa; Arthropoda; Insecta; Diptera; Drosophilidae
Product: ribosomal protein L9
Biological process (GO): cytoplasmic translation
Cellular component (GO): ribosome; cytosolic large ribosomal subunit
Molecular function (GO): rRNA binding; structural constituent of ribosome
Source: RefSeq, a predicted model, not a curated record
ACCUGGCAAUACUGGCCUAGCUACUGCCACACUAUUUUCCUUCUUUUCGGUUCUCGUUUCCGGCUAGUUUGUCAUCAAGAUGCGAACGAUCAACUCCAACCAGUGCGUGAAGAUCCCCAAGGACAUCAAGGCCACAGUCAAGGCCCGUGUCGUGACCAUCACCGGCACUCGCGGCACGCUGAAGCGUAGCUUCAAGCAUCUGGCUCUGGACAUGUACAUGCCCGACAAGCGCACCCUGAAAGUGGAGAAGUGGUUCGGCACCAAGAAGGAGCUGGCCGCUGUGCGCACCGUCUGCAGCCACAUCGAGAACAUGAUCAAGGGAGUCACCUUCGGCUUCCAGUACAAAAUGCGCGCUGUGUAUGCCCAUUUCCCCAUCAACUGCGUCACCUCUGAGCAAAACACAGUCAUUGAGAUCCGUAACUUCUUGGGCGAGAAGUACAUUCGUCGCGUUGAGAUGGCACCCGGUGUGACCGUCGUCAACUCGACUGCCCAAAAGGACGAGCUCAUCGUGGAGGGCAACGACAUCGAAGCUGUCUCCGGAUCUGCCGCUCUCAUCCAACAGUCCACCACCGUUAAGAACAAGGAUAUCCGUAAAUUCCUUGACGGUCUGUACGUGUCCGAGAAGACAACCGUUGUGAAAGUGGAAGCUUAGACUUUUAUAUUGUGUUUCUACCUAAAAUGUUAAUAAAAACCAACGGCCGAAACUUUCAAUAAGGAUGAAUAUCUGUCUAAUCUUAA